AUGGAGCUCUCUCGACUCGCUGUACCCUCCGUAUACGGCCUGAUAUUCUUCCUUGGCUAUCCGUCGCAAUGGAUGUUAAUGUACCUUGAGCCCGGGCCUCUAACGAAGAACGAACUCAUCGCAGCAAAUCUCGUUCUGAUAUUAAUCUUCACGACAUAUACUAAAUCUGUAUUUGUUGAUCCCGGAACAGUUCCUAAAGACUGGGCGGGCAAGAAAGAGUUUGGAAAUGCGAAUGGUACUAUGGCCGAGAAGGAGGCUGUUGGAAAGAGCAGGAAAUGGUGCCGAAAAUGCGAUGCUGCGAAGCCUCCGAGAGCUCAUCAUUGUAAAGAAUGUAAAAGGUGUAUCCCCAAGAUGGACCACCACUGCCCCUGGACCGCAAACUGCGUCUCCCACACUACCUUCCCGCAUUUCUUACGCUUCCUCUUCUACACGACAAUUGGCCUCUCUUUCCUUGAAUCUCUCCUGUUCACGCGGAUUUCUCAGCUCUGGUCUGAUCGGGACAUGCCAUCCUACCUAGGACCCAACUCUUUCCAGCUCGGCCAUCUAUUCACCACACUCGUUGCAAAUUCUAUCACACUUUUCGCGCUAGGUGUCUUAUUCAUCAGAAACCUGUGGUGUCUCGCGGUCAACACUACCACCAUCGAAGGCUGGGAGAUCGAACGCCAUCGCACCCUCUUGCGGCGGGCUAGGCAUUUCGGUGGUUACCUUGAAGGCGGAGAUGGAACUAAAAUUCGCAUCAAGAAACAAGAAUUUCCGUAUGACAUUGGCAUCUGGGCAAACAUUGUUCAGGGCAUGGGUUCUGCAAACCCUAUAGCCUGGUUCAACCCCCUCGCCCCCACGCCUUCACUGCAGAGCGGCUUGUUGUUCGCGUCAAAUGGCUUUGAAGACGCCGACACAACCUGGCCGCCUCCGGACCCAGACCGUGCUUACCGCCGUUACGACACAGCGGUUAAUGCCGACGCUUUCACAUUCCAAGAGUCCGCUCUUGACGCUCAAGAAACACUCGCUGCUUUCAAAGCACGACAGGCUGAAGACGAAGUACGAAGGCGCAAGCCAUUCCUCGAACGUGCAGAAGCCAGUUUGGCCAAUCAAAGAGUGGAACAGUGGAAUGGCGCGGAAGACGAUGGAUAUGAGUACGGGGAGGAUGAAGUGAAGGACAGGUACGGGAGCGGCGAGCAUGAAGGGGAAGAGGGGUGGCGAAACUCAGAAGGCGAGCGGUUGAAAGAUUUUGGCCUUGACGAAGAGGUUGAAUUUUAUGAUGAGCACGAGGAUGAGAUACCGUUGAGCGAGUUACUUGCCCGGAGAAAGGCGGCUUCAGGAUCAUCAUCAGCGUAUGACUAUUCAUAG
Molecule: messenger RNA, 1347 nt
Organism: Cucurbitaria berberidis CBS 394.84
Lineage: Eukaryota; Fungi; Ascomycota; Dothideomycetes; Pleosporales; Cucurbitariaceae
Product: zf-DHHC-domain-containing protein
Exons: 3
Coding region: 1-1347 (448 amino acids)
Cellular component (GO): endoplasmic reticulum membrane
Molecular function (GO): protein-cysteine S-palmitoyltransferase activity
Source: RefSeq, a predicted model, not a curated record